Messenger RNA from Andrographis paniculata, 2083 nucleotides. Its product is annotated as CMP-sialic acid transporter 1. Gene Ontology annotation, molecular function: pyrimidine nucleotide-sugar transmembrane transporter activity. The record is from RefSeq and is a predicted model, not a curated record. The transcript is spliced from 9 exons. Gene Ontology annotation, biological process: pyrimidine nucleotide-sugar transmembrane transport. The coding region runs from base 710 to 1723 and encodes 337 amino acids. Lineage: Eukaryota; Viridiplantae; Streptophyta; Magnoliopsida; Lamiales; Acanthaceae. Gene Ontology annotation, cellular component: Golgi membrane.
AAAGAGCGAUCUGAAUUUGGAGCUUGAAAUCCACGCGAUUGCCAUUGCCAACCAGUCCAAAACUUCACCGCUACAAUCGCGCUCAGAUUCCAUUUAGGCCUGAAUUUGUGCGUCGCUGGAUCCGAGUUCAGAUCCACUGCCUGCCGGUUUGGUUAAUUUUCUCUGCAGCACCAUUGUUAACAUAGGUCAGCAGGUUUGCUUUGCUUUCCUCUGUUAAACAAUGGCACUGCCUUUUAUUUCAAGAAGGAAGUUAUACACCGCCUUGGUAUCGUUGCUUCUCGUACUGCAAAUUUGCUAUGGUUUUUACUUACCGGGAAGCUAUAUGCACACUUAUUCGACGGGAGACGAAAUAUACGCCAAAGUGACUCAUUUAUUAUCGUGUCGGAUUCGUGUCAACUCGUAUAUAUAAUUGAAUUGAAAUAUUUAAUUCAAAUUCAAUUAUUUUGUGUUGAAUUCGUAUCGAAUUAUUCGUAUCAAGUCAGCUUUUGUCGGCUCUAAAUAUUCUUGAAGCAUGACAUAAGCUUCCGUAUGUGUGUGAGUUCUGAACUAAAGUGGUUAUGUUAUUUUAUUUUUAAUUGUUAGCAAAAUCUGGGGUUAUUUCAUGAUUAUUGAAAAUAAGGGGGUCUUAUUAGAAUUAUUUCUUGAGAUCAGAUAUCAGUCGUUUCCGAUGCGUAGGUGAGUUACGCAGCCGGAGGAGGAAGAGGAGGAAAUGCGGUGGUACGUCGUUGCUUCGGCUCUUACCAUUCUUACGAGUUCUCAGGGGAUAUUGACAACGCUGUCACAGAGUGAGGGGGGGUACAAGUAUGAUUACGCCACUGUGCCUUUUCUUGCUGAAAUUUUUAAGCUUAUUGUUUCAUGUCUGUUGUUGUGGAGAGAAUUCCGAGGGCCAACACCUCCGAAGAUGACAACUGAUUGGAGAAGCAUUCGACUAUAUCCGAUCCCCUCAAUCAUAUACCUUAUCCACAACAAUGUACAGUUUGCCACAUUGACUUAUGUCGAUACAUCCACAUAUCAGAUCAUGGGAAACUUAAAGAUUGUUACGACUGGGAUUUUCUUUAGGCUGUUUUUGAAGAGGAAGCUUUCUAAUUUGCAGUGGAUUGCAAUUGUUUUAUUGGCUAUUGGAACUACGACAAGCCAGGUGAAAGGUUGUGGGGAAGCUUCUUGCGACUCGCUAUUCUCGUCUCCAAUUCAAGGAUACAUGUUAGGCGUAUUAUCUGCUUGUCUCUCUGCAUUGGCUGGGGUUUACACUGAAUUCUUGAUGAAAAAAAACAACGACAGCUUAUACUGGCAGAACAUUCAAUUAUACACAUUUGGUUCAAUAUUCAACUUGGCAAAGCUUUUAUUGGAUGAUUUUAGAAAUGGGUUCGAAAAUGGACCAUUGUGGACACGGCUUUUGAAUGGAUACACUCUCUCGACUUGGAUGGUAGUCUUGAAUCUCGGGUCUACUGGGCUCUUAGUAUCAUGGUUAAUGAAGUAUGCCGACAACAUUGUUAAGGUAUACUCCACAUCAAUGGCAAUUUUACUGACACUGGUAUUGUCUGUGUUCCUCUUCGACUUCAAACCAACACUGCAGCUGUUUUUGGGCAUCCUUAUAUGCAUGAUGUCGCUGCACAUGUAUUUCACGCCUCCUCGUAUGCUCGUGGAUUUGCCUUUGACACAAAAAGCAGAAGAGUCUCAAAGCCUGGUUGAGGGCUCUGUCGAUCAAAGAAGAACAGCCUCAUAGUCAUAGUAGCUCUCAACUUUACUUGGGGAUCAACUCUGAGGUUUGUGAGAAUGUCGAAUGAGGAUAUUUUUUUUAAUCUUCGAAGCAACGGGCCAACGAUCAAGAGUUGAAUAUGCAGAGUGCCUAACAAGGUUGCUACGUUUAGACAGAAGAAGUUUUGGAAAAAUUAGUAUUUAAUUUGAUGUUUUGCGAGAGAAACGUAUAUUAGAUGAUUUUUGAAAUAUUUCGAAAAUUGUCAAUAAGUUUCUAAGCUGAAUGGGUUGAAUUUUGUGUUGAUUCUAUGAAAUUAGCAUCGUUAGUUCUUUGAUAUGAUUACUAAAGAAAACAGAUCAUAUUUAUUUGAAUGAAUGUUUGUUUGUA